Messenger RNA from Salvia splendens (bonfire salvia), 1518 nucleotides. RefSeq lists its product as uncharacterized. The coding region runs from base 1 to 1518 and encodes 505 amino acids. The transcript has 2 exons. The record is from RefSeq and is a predicted model, not a curated record. NCBI's taxonomy places the organism in Eukaryota, Viridiplantae, Streptophyta, Magnoliopsida, Lamiales, Lamiaceae.
AUGAAGCCACCUCGGUUCGAUGGCAGCGACGCAACAAACUGGAUCUCCAGAGUUCACUAUUAUUUUGAUCACGUGAUCAUGCCAGAGGCUCAGAGUCUUCAUUACGCUGUCAUGCUGUUCGAUCCGCCAGCGUCGGAGUGGGUGUUUAAUUAUUACGCCAAUAAUGAUUUUGUCACGUGGCAGGAAUUUUUGGAGGAUGUUCGGCACCGCUUCGACAGACAAAGCUUCAAGGAUUAUUUCGAGUUAAUCGCUAAGCUGACUCAGACGGGAAUAGUGCUGGAGUACCAUGAUACAUUUGAGAAGUAUUUAAAUCAGGUCCAGGGGGUCCCGGAGUCAAAACUUUUUACUCUGUAUGUGGCGGGUCUGAAACCGGAUAUGCAAGAACGCGUGUCGCUACACCGGCCGACGUCUCUGGCAGCAGCCAUGGCGUUAUCCCUGGAAAUAGCGGAUACACAAUCUGACCAGAAAUUGGUAGUUGGUCAUGUGUGUAAGCAGCGUAUGCUCUGCUACGCGGAUGAGGAGGAAGCAGCAACUGAUGAGUGGGACGGUGCUGUUAGGGAUGAGGAGGCACCGACUGAGGUCGCCCAUAUACACUCGCUUGAUGGGGGACGACGGUCUCGCCCACUCAAGGUGUUGGGACAGAUUCAGGAUCGUGAGGUUUGCAUACUGGUUGACAUGGGCAGUGACCGAGACUUCUUGCAUCCGACAAUUGCGGAGAGUCUACAUCUACCGUUAUCUCUGAUUCGACCUUUUCGGGUGUUUGUAGGUAACAGAGCAGCUUUACUUUGCACUCACGUGGCGAAGCAAACUAAAUUGAAGGUGCAAGGAUCCGAGUUUGUGGUGGACCUUCACAUCUUACCGAUUCAUGGCCCGGAUGUGAUUUUAGGCAUGGAUUGGCUGGAGUCGCUGGGUACGAUUUCCGCAGACUUCACACGCAAAACACUGGAAUUCAAUCACAAGGGGCAGCCGUUCAUCCUGCGUGGGAUCACAGAACCACCGCGCCGCCUGGCGGUACAGCCUCGACUAUUGAUGCACUCUUCCCCUGAUGUGGCAGAAUGCUUUGAGAUCGCUUUAUUGGAGCUGGAAUCAGGUGCGACUGAGUUGGAGAUUUUUCCCGAUGAUCUGCCGAUAGGGGUAGCGGCAGUGUUGGAUGGUUUUCGUACGGUUUUCAGGGUCCCGACGGGAAUGCCUCCGAUUCGCCCAUACGAUCACCGAAUUCAUUUGUUUCCAGGGUCCAACCUGGUGAAUGUGAGACCGUACAUGUACCCCUACUUCCAGAAAAACGAGAUUGAGCGGCAAGUCCGAGAGAUGUUGGAGCAAGGAAUUAUUCAGAGGAGCAGCAACCCGUUUUCUUCGCCUGUGUUAUUUAUCCGAAAGAAAGAUGGGUCUUUCUAUUUCUGCAUCGAUUAUCGAGCCUUGAACAAUGCCAGAGUUCCGGAUCAUUUUCCAAUCCCGACAGCAGAUGAGCUCUUUGAUGAAUCGGGGAAGGCGAGAGUAUUUUCCAAGCUAGAUCUGUGA